AUGGGGCUGAAGCAGGAGUGUGUGUCCAGGGAAGUGAAUCCCCAGGUGUUCUUCUGCUGCUGUGAGGGGAACUACUGCAACGAGGGGUUCACACACCUUCCUGACCUCAUCGCCGCUGGCAACAGGGUGAAAAUCCGUCCCCCUCCCAGAGUGCCGUCUCUGUUGAAUAUCCUGGUGUACAGUCUGCUAGCUCUGUGUGUUCUGUCGCUGACCCUGCUACUGGCUCUGUGGAUGUACCGACACCGAAAAUCACCCUACGGACAUGUUGACAUCAGUGAGGACCCCGGGCAAACCCCUCCCUCUCCCAUGGUGGGGCUGAAGCAUCUGCAGUUACUGGAGGUGAAGGCUAGGGGGCGCUUCGGCUGUGUGUGGAAGGCCCAACUGAUGAGUGAAUAUGUGGCUGUGAAGAUCUUCCCUGUUCAGGACAAGCAGUCGUGGCAGAAAGAGAAAGAUAUCUUCCUGACUCCUGGUAUGAGACACGAGAACCUGCUCCGUUACAUCGCUGCAGAGAAACAUGGCAGCAACCUGGAGACUGAGUUCUGGCUCAUCAUGGAGUUCCACGAACGGGGUUCGUUGACUGACCACCUGAAGGGCAGUACAGUGACCUGGUGUGAAAUGUGUCAUAUUGCUGAGACCAUGUCCCGUGGUCUGGCUUACCUCCACGAAGACACACCCAUCAAGGCAGAAGGUUCCAAACCCACCAUCGCACACAGGGACUUUAAGAGUAAGAAUGUGAUGCUGAGGGAUGAUUUGACAGCAAUCAUUGGCGACUUUGGUCUGGCGGUCAGGUUUGAACCGGGGAAACCUCCAGGAGACACCCACGGACAGGUGGGUACGUGGCGAUACAUGGCCCCUGAGGUUCUAGAGGGGGCUAUAACCUUCCAGAGAGACUCCUUCCUGAGGAUCGAUAUGUACGCUAUGGGGUUGGUGCUGUGGGAACUGGUGUCACGAUGCACUGCCACAAACGGUACCGUAGGGGAGUACAUGCUACCGUUUGAGGAGGAGAUUGGCCAGCACACGUCUCUAGGGGACCUUCAGGAUGUGGUGGUUCACAAGAAGAUGAGACCGGUCUUCAAGGACACCUGGCUCAAACACCCUGGUCUGUCUCAGUUGUGUGAGACCAUAGAGGAGUGUUGGGACCAUGACGCCGAGGCUCGCCUCUCCGCCGGCUGUGUCGAGGAACGUGUCUCCCAGAUUGCCAAGACAACCGUCAGCACUACCUCAGACUGCCCCGUCUCCAUACUAACGUCAGUAACCGACGACGACGACCUACCUCCCAAAGAGUCCAGCACCUGAGUUCUGUGUUAUUAUGACAUCACGACUGUGACAUCAUCACGGAAGCGGAAGGAGCGACAGUUGAGUUGAAACCUCAUGCUUCUGACUUCUCUUUCCAGAAUUCCGCAGAUCUUUGAGAAAUGGUUUUUAAUCAACCUGAAUACGGCUGCUAUUUUUAUGUUCAUCUGUGUUUUUUGUUUAUUUUUUUAAUCAAGUCGGUUCUUCUCUUCCAUCCGUCUGCUGUAGUUUUCACUGCGAAACCACAAUGACAGAAAUAAGCUAUAUGAUGAGACAUUCACAGUCAAUACCUCAUGUUGUGUUUUAGUGUGUUUUUAAAUGAUUAUUACCUCACUCUGUCGUCUGGCAAAGAUGGCGUCCAGCCAAAUGAAACUAACCACACUCCAAACCUACCAUAGGAUACACACCACACAGUCUGAAUGAUACACUGUUGGUACACCCGUGUAUACACAAAACACACGCUAGAUAUACAUGUAACUGCCAAAAUAAAGGAAACACUUGAGUAAAUGAGGGAUACAAAGUAUAUUGAAAGCAGGUGC
This is a messenger RNA of Coregonus clupeaformis (lake whitefish), 1832 nucleotides long. RefSeq names its product activin receptor type-2B-like. Gene Ontology annotation, cellular component: activin receptor complex; plasma membrane. NCBI's taxonomy places the organism in Eukaryota, Metazoa, Chordata, Actinopteri, Salmoniformes, Salmonidae. The transcript is spliced from 10 exons. Bases 1 to 1296 code for a protein of 431 amino acids. Gene Ontology annotation, molecular function: activin receptor activity; activin binding; ATP binding. The record is from RefSeq and is a predicted model, not a curated record. Gene Ontology annotation, biological process: protein phosphorylation; activin receptor signaling pathway; cellular response to growth factor stimulus.